CUUGUGUUGAUUUUUAUUUAUAACAUUUUACAACUCUGAUACCUUUUUAAAAAUUAAAAGUCUUCCUAAAUAGGAAAGCAUCCAAGGGUAAAAAAUAUUCACAUUCUUAAAUGCAUGAGAGUCCUGGAUUAGGAUAGGAGGCUUAAUUAGGAUAUUGUAGAAGUAAAGCUAUGGAGCAAGAUUUUUUUUUCACUUAUACUCUUUUAAAUCUAUAUUACUUUGCAUAUGGGAAAAGCAAGUUUACUUAUUCAUGUUACAAAGGAGCACAGCUUAGAAAUGGAUAUUUCUUAACCUAAAUACCAUGUCUUUUUUUUUUUUUUACAAGCUAGUCAGGUAAUGAGUCAUUCUAAAUAGAAUGCCGCUUAUGAUACGGAAGAUGGGAUAAGGCCUUUCUUACUUUAGAGACCGGUGGGUUUCCUUUGCUGGUACCAAGGUUCUUAAGGUCAAAAUUAUUUUCUGUACUGAGUGUAGUAAAUACAGGAACUCAUGUGAAGUAUUUCCAUCCUGUGCAGCUUCAGGGCAUGGCUGAUUCUGGGAGAAGAGGAAGGAUUCAUCGCCCCCUGAACCUCAUCUGUUCCCUGCUUAUUGUGGGAAUAUGCUGUGUGUCUCCUUUCUUCUGUCAUAGCCAGACAGACCUGCUGGCUCUUAACCAAGUUGAUCAUCAGUGCUGGGAAUCCUCUUCAGUGCUCCUCUUGGAAAUGUGGAAGCCUCGCAUUUCCAGCACUGUUUCAGGCUUCUGGGAUUUUAUGAUCUACCUGAAGUCAUCUGAGAACUUGAAGCAUGGGGCACUGUUUUGGGAUCUGGCCCAACUCUUCUGGGACAUUUAUGUGGACUGCGUCCUCUCCAGGAACCAUGGCUUAGGAAGGAGGCAAUUGGCUGGAAAGGAAGAGAGAAUCCCAGCAGCACAUUCAGGGCACACAAGGAGUAAACAAGGUUCGUAUUCUCAGCUUCUAAGAACACCUUUCCUAAAGAAGAAAAAGUUGGUUGAAGAUUUGAUAAACAUGUAUGUGCCCAGGAGUGGGUCUAGGUUCAUUGGAAAAGUGACCAGUGGCCUGAGAAUAAAGAGAAAAUAA
Messenger RNA from Trichechus manatus latirostris (Florida manatee), 1073 nucleotides. RefSeq names its product family with sequence similarity 237 member A (gene FAM237A). The transcript has 2 exons. Lineage: Eukaryota; Metazoa; Chordata; Mammalia; Sirenia; Trichechidae. The record is from RefSeq and is a predicted model, not a curated record. The coding region runs from base 522 to 1073 and encodes 183 amino acids.